Messenger RNA from Lontra canadensis (Northern American river otter), 3814 nucleotides. RefSeq names its product ubiquitin associated protein 2 like (gene UBAP2L). Gene Ontology annotation, cellular component: cytoplasm; nucleus. Lineage: Eukaryota; Metazoa; Chordata; Mammalia; Carnivora; Mustelidae. Gene Ontology annotation, molecular function: protein binding. The record is from RefSeq and is a predicted model, not a curated record.
GCGAGCGCGAGAGGGGAAAGGAGGGAGGGGGUGGGGAGGAGGGAACCUCACAUCACGUGACAGGGGCGGCGCGGCCCGGGGUGUCAGUGUGGAGGAGACUGAGUAUUCUACCUUGUAAAUACUGUUAUUUGUAUAUACUGUAAAUGAUGACGUCGGUGGGCACUAACCGAGCCCGGGGAAACUGGGAACAACCUCAAAACCAAAACCAGACACAGCACAAGCAGCGGCCACAGGCCACUGCGGAACAAAUUCGACUUGCACAGAUGAUUUCAGACCAUAAUGAUGCUGACUUUGAGGAGAAGGUGAAACAAUUGAUUGAUAUCACAGGCAAGAACCAGGAUGAAUGUGUCAUUGCUUUGCAUGACUGCAAUGGAGACGUCAACAGAGCCAUCAAUGUCCUACUGGAAGGAAACCCAGAUACGCAUUCGUGGGAGAUGGUCGGGAAGAAGAAGGGAGUCUCCGGACAGAAGGAUGGUGGCCAAACGGAAUCCAACGAGGAAGGCAAAGAAAAUCGAGACCGUGACAGAGACUAUAGUCGGCGACGUGGUGGGCCACCAAGACGAGGGAGAGGUGCCAGCCGUGGAAGAGAGUUUCGGGGUCAGGAAAACGGAUUAGAUGGCACCAAGAGUGGAGGGCCUUCUGGAAGAGGUACAGAAAGAGGCAGAAGAGGACGUGGCCGAGGCAGAGGUGGCUCUGGUAGACGAGGAGGAAGGUUUUCUGCUCAAGGAAUGGGAACCUUUAACCCCGCUGAUUACGCAGAGCCGGCCAGUACCGACGAUAACUAUGGCACUAACAGCGGCGGCAGUACGUGGAACAACACUGGCCACUUCGAACCAGAUGAUGGGACGAGUGCUUGGAGGACUGCAACAGAGGAAUGGGGAACUGAAGAUUGGAAUGAAGAUCUGUCAGAGACCAAGAUCUUCACGGCCUCUAAUGUGUCUUCAGUGCCUCUGCCUGCGGAGAAUGUGACAAUCACUGCUGGUCAGAGAAUUGACCUUGCUGUUUUGUUGGGGAAGACACCGUCUUCAGUGGAGAAUGACUCAUCCAAUUUGGAUCCAUCUCAGGCUCCUUCUCUGGCCCAGCCUCUGGUGUUCAGUAAUUCAAAGCAGAGUGCCAUAACCCAGCCUGCUUCCGGAAACACGUUUUCUCAUCACAGCAUGGUGAGCAUGUUAGGGAAAGGAUUUGGUGAUGUUGGUGAAGCCAAAGGUGGCAGCACUACAGGCUCGCAGUUCUUGGAGCAGUUCAAGACGGCUCAGGCCUUGGCCCAGUUGGCGGCACAGCAUUCGCAGUCUGGAACCACCACCACCUCCUCUUGGGACAUAGGCUCUGCCUCACAGUCCCCAUCGCUGGUGCAGUACGAUUUGAAGAACCCAAAUGAUUCAACCGUACACAGCCCCUUUACCAAACGCCAGGCUUUCACCCCGUCUUCAACCAUGAUGGAGGUGUUUCUUCAGGAGAAGCCACCGGCAGUGGUUACCUCCACCACCGCACCUCCACCCCCCUCUUCUCCUCUGCCGAGUAAACCCACCUCGGCCCCGCAAAUGUCUCCUGGCUCUUCAGACAACCAGUCCUCUAGCCCUCAGCCGGCUCAGCAGAAAUUGAAACAACAGAAGAAAAAGGCCUCCUUGACUUCAAAGAUCCCGGCUCUGGCUGUGGAGAUGCCUGGCUCGGCAGAUAUCUCAGGGCUGAACCUGCAGUUCGGGGCUUUGCAGUUUGGGUCAGAGCCCGUCCUUUCUGAUUACGAGUCCGCCCCCACCACGAGCGCCUCUUCAAGCCAGGCUCCCAGCAGCCUCUAUACCAGCACGGCCAGUGAAUCUUCAUCCACAAUUUCAUCUAACCAGAGUCAGGAGUCCGGUUAUCAGAGCGGUCCAAUUCAGUCGACAACCUAUACCUCCCAAAAUAAUGCUCAGGGUCCUCUGUAUGAACAGAGGUCCACACAGACUCGACGGUACCCCAGCUCCAUCUCCUCAUCACCCCAAAAGGACCUGACUCAGGCAAAGAAUGGCUUCAGCUCCGUGCAGGCCCCGCAGUUACAGACCACGCAAUCUGUUGAAGGUGCUACAGGCGCUGCAGUGAAAUCUGACUCACCUUCUACUUCGGGCCUCCCCCCUCUCAGCGAAACGGUGUCUGCAGCUUCCUUACUGACAACAGCCACUCAGCACUCAUCCUCCUUGGGUGGCUUGAGCCAUGGCGAGGAGAGUCCAAAUGCUACCACCACGCAACACAGCAGCCCCUUAGCCACGCAGCAGAACACCCUUUCAUCAUCCACAUCUUCUGGGCGCACUUCUACAUCUACUCUUCUGCACACAAGCGUGGACAGUGAGGCGAACCUCCAUUCUUCCUCCAGCACUUUCUCCACCACAUCCAGCACGGUUUCUGCGCCUCCGCCUGUGGCCAGUGUCUCCUCCAGUCUCAGCAGCGGCAGCAGCUUGGGCCUGGGGCUCAGCAGCAACUCCACCGUCACAGCCUCAACUCGGAGCUCGGUUGCUACAACUUCAGGAAAAGCUCCUCCCAACCUCCCUCCAGGGGUCCCGCCGUUGUUGCCUAAUCCGUACAUUAUGGCUCCGGGGCUGUUACAUGCCUACCCGCCACAAGUUUAUGGUUAUGAUGACUUACAGAUGCUUCAGACCAGAUUUCCCUUGGAUUACUACAGCAUCCCAUUUCCCACGCCCACCACUCCGCUGACUGGGAGGGAUGGUAGCCUGGCCAGCAACCCUUACUCUGGUGACCUCACAAAGUUUGGCCGUGGGGAUGCCUCCUCCCCGGCCCCGGCCACAACCUUGGCCCAGCCCCAACAGAACCAGACUCAGACUCACCACACCACGCAGCAGACAUUCCUGAACCCGGCGCUGCCUCCUGGCUACAGUUACACCAGCCUGCCGUACUACACAGGGGUUCCGGGCCUCCCCAGCACCUUCCAGUAUGGGCCUGCUGUGUUCCCUGUGGCUCCUACCUCUUCCAAGCAGCAUGGUGUGAAUGUCAGUGUGAACGCAUCGGCCGCCCCUUUCCAGCAGCCAAGCGGAUAUGGGUCUCACGGAUACAACACUGGUGUAUCAGUCACCUCCAGUAACACGGGCGUGCCAGAUAUCUCGGGUUCUGUGUACUCCAAAACCCAGCAGUCCUUUGAGAAACAAGGUUUUCAUUCCGGUACUCCUGCUGCCUCCUUCAACUUGCCUUCAGCCCUAGGAAGUGGGGGGCCCAUCAAUCCGGCCACAGCUGCUGCGUACCCGCCUGCCCCCUUUAUGCACAUCCUGACCCCCCAUCAGCAGCCGCACUCCCAGAUCCUCCAUCAUCACCUGCAGCAGGAUGGCCAGCUACCAUAUUUGCAGAUGGUUCUCUGUUGCCAGCGCCAGCAGGAGGAGCAGACGGGCAGCGGGCAACGUAGCCAGACCAGCUCCAUCCCGCAGAAGCCCCAGACCAACAAGUCUGCCUACAACAGCUACAGCUGGGGGGCGACUGAGGCCCUGACCCUCUUCUUCUCCCGGUCCCAUCUUCUGAGAGGGCUUCUCAGCCUGGCAACUACGGAAACAGCAUCAAGAAAGGAAUGGGGGGGUCCGCUGCCCCCCACCCCCAGCGGCCUGCCCCAUGCCUCAGCUUCAUGUCUGUCCCGUUCCCAUACCAUCCCCACUCUGUUGUAUGUAUUAUAGGAUUUGUAUUUUCUUUUUUUUUUUCCCCCUUUCCUCUCCUACCCCCUUGCAUUCAAGAUUAUGAAACUUUGCUGUGGGCCCUGCCUGCCUUUUCCUCCUCCUAUUCACCCUGGUGGUGGAUGGGUGAGGUGGGGAGGGGGGACCCCCAAAUAUAUAUCAGCCCAACA